AUGGUCACUCGUAAAAUUGACAAAGUGUUACUUAUGCCACCUAAUGGCAGCGUGAACCUUGUGUUCAAAAAACCAUACCAGUGGUGUAAAGUUGAAGUCGAUCAGAUGAAUCAUUCUCCAAUUAUGGCACAGACUCCAACCAUUUCGGUUUAUUUACUGUCUAGCCUCAGUAAAUUUGCCUACACGCAAACGAAACCUAAUGGGUACUAUUCUGGCCCUAAAAUACAUCAGCCAUUAAAUAAUGAAGACAUUAAGAAGAGGGGCACUAGUGGCAUCGACAUCGAUCUCCGACGCGUCGACAUCGACCAGUGUCCCUUACCACCGGGAUCAACGGCUCUUAACAUAUUCGCCAACUCCGACAAGUGCAAGAAGAGCACCACCAAGUGUGUGACCAUCCCCGGGUUGGGGUUCCGGCGAGGGAGCUACAAAUGUGAGUGUCGGAUGGGGUUCUACUUCCCGGACACUAACUCUCUCAACAAGUACUACAAUGGCUCUAUCAUCGAGGAGGAAUACGAGAAGAAAAUCAUGGGAGAGAUCACAGCGUACGACGAGGAAGGCAACUUCGAGUGUCUGGCCUGUGCUGAAGGCUGCGAGACUUGUGAAGAUGCUAGCCCCUGUGUAGUCACCCUGCACUGGGUGAUGCGCGCUGCCAUCCUCACACUGGCUGUCUUCAACAUCGCCAGCCUCCCCGUCAUCGUCGUCUUCACCUGGAAAUACAGCAACCUGAAGGUGAUCCGGGCAGCUAGUCCUGUCCUACUGUGCAUCAUUAUCCUCGGCGCUUGCUUCAUCUACUCUACGACCCUGGUGCUGUACCCCAUCCCAACGAUCGUCACGUGUAGCCUUAGGGUCUGGCUUAGAGAGAUCGGCUUCUCUCUCGCAUAUGGUGCUCUUAUGCUCAAAACAUGGAGGAUCUCUGUUAUCUUCCGGGUACGAUCUGCCAAGGCUGUCAAGAUCACUGACCUCGACCUGAUGAAGCGUCUGGGCAUCAUCGUGGGCGUUUUCUCUGUCUUCUUGGCGAUCCGCACGGUGGUGGCGCCUCCCCAUGUAAUAGUGUCGAUGACUGCGGACGACCUGAAGGCCUUCUUGUGUUCUACUGAUUGGUGGGACCACGUCUUUACUGCUAUGGAGAUGAUGUUCCUGGUCUGGGGGAUCCGACUCUGCAUCAUGGUGAGGAAGGCGCCCUCUGAAUUCAACGAGUCCAAGUACAUUUCACUGGCCAUCUACAACGAGUUCAUCCUCUCACUCUUCCUCAACGUCUCAAUGUGA
Messenger RNA from Cherax quadricarinatus, 1266 nucleotides. The record is from RefSeq and is a predicted model, not a curated record. NCBI's taxonomy places the organism in Eukaryota, Metazoa, Arthropoda, Malacostraca, Decapoda, Parastacidae.